CGGGGAUAUCCUGCAGCGCUUACUAUAGGUUACAUCGUAACACUUCCAUAUGCAACCCUACAUCCUCCACUCUAAAACGUGCGACUGGGAUACGCAUGCUGCUCUAGUUUAGUAUGUACCUACUCGAAAAUAGAUCAAAUGUAGUUUAAUCAGGGGGUCGGCGAGGUUCUAGAUACUGUCUAGUCGCCCCCAAACAUCGCGUUCAACGAACUCCAAUUCCUAACACCAAACCCCCUAUUUACUACUAUCGCCAUUUCAUUUCUCAUUCCAUCAUCAUGGAGCAUGAAGCAUACAUUCUUGGGCGUAAUUUCUCUGCAAAUGCUAGGCUGAACCUACAAUACUUUCUUUGGAAAGAUGCGGGCUUCUCUCUUCACCCUAGCAUCCCGGCGAAUGUUGAAAACCUACGGGUGGCGGAGAUAGGUGUCGGUACUGGGAUUUGGCUGGUCGAUUUGGCACGAUACCUUCCUCCUUCGGCUCAGAUUGAUGGGUUUGAUAUCGACCUAACUCAAUGUCCACCGAAAGAAUGGUUGCCUUCCAAUGUGGCCGUACACAAGAUAGACUGUUUAGGUCCAUUGCCUAAGCAUUUGCUUGAGCAGUAUGAUAUCGUUCAUAUCCAACUCUUCCACCUUGCGGUGCAUAACAAUGAUCCGGCGCCUAUAAUACGGAACCUGCUCGGACUUCUCAAGCCUGGAGGAUGGAUCUCUUGGGGAGAGAUGGACUACAGCACCUUCAAGAUCAUCCGCACAGAAGAAGGGAAUGAUGUCGAGGAUAAUCUAACUGCCCUUCUAGAGAUGAUAGGGACGUUAGGUGGAACGAGACCAAACUGGACAGCGGAUGAUUGGCCGAUCAGACUACCACAAUUCUUCGAGGAGAACGGACUCACCAAUGUUGCAGUUAAUAAUCGUCCGUUUCCGCUGGAGUUGCUACCUUUCCAGCUCGAUACAGCGCUCAUGGCAUCCGAGGAAGUGAGUUAUAAGGCCUUGGACCCUAUGCGCAACGGCUCUGGUGAUCGGUGCAGAGACUUGAUUUUCAAGGUCUUUCAGAACAGGCAGAAGCUUGCUUACAACAUAGGGAGAUUGACUGUUGUCGGACAGCGACCGUCACAGUGAUAUAUCAAGAAGUCAUGAUUUUAUAUAACUAGCUGAAUAGAUCGAACCCCCUUUUAAGUAUUUUGUUUUAUAUGAUGGGAACCAAGUACCUAAAUCUUAUUGACUACACUUAGUACACUUAGAAUUACAACUGGACCCUAAAAGACUUCUAGACUAGCCUCUCGACUAAGCUUGCCCACUGAUCUCAGCAAUG
Molecule: messenger RNA, 1302 nt
Organism: Daldinia decipiens
Lineage: Eukaryota; Fungi; Ascomycota; Sordariomycetes; Xylariales; Hypoxylaceae
Product: S-adenosyl-L-methionine-dependent methyltransferase
Exons: 5
Coding region: 276-1109 (277 amino acids)
Source: RefSeq, a predicted model, not a curated record